Molecule: messenger RNA, 2349 nt
Organism: Tricharina praecox
Lineage: Eukaryota; Fungi; Ascomycota; Pezizomycetes; Pezizales; Pyronemataceae
Exons: 12
Coding region: 270-2132 (620 amino acids)
Molecular function (GO): ATP-dependent protein folding chaperone; ATP binding
Source: RefSeq, a predicted model, not a curated record
UGUUGUUGUUGUUGUUGUUGUUGUGUGUUGGCUGUCCUCGAAACCCGGCCUGGUUGCAGGGCUAACAGCUCCCGUUGCACAGCCAUUCCCUUGCUUGCUUCGUUAGCAGAUACCCUUAAACUCCCCCACUUAUCAUCCCCCAUCUACCUACGAAGCUUGUUUGCUCCCCAUUUCUUACCAUAUUGCCAUAUUCCGCUACGAUAUCCAUUACUGCGCGCCGCGACAAGCUCACAAAGACAAGACUAUCGACAGUUGGUGACAGCGAGACAAUGGUGGCAUCCGGGGAUACGCAGAGUCGCUUCGUCGUAGGCCUCGACUUCGGCACGACCUUUACGUCGGUAGCGUUCGCCCAUUCCGCGAGUCCGGAGGAGGUGAAGCUGGUGCAGACAUGGCCGAACGGCAGUCCGGGGCACUCCUCGGCGGACCAAGUGCCGUCCGAAGUGGCGUACGAUCCCACCACACGCGCGAUGCGCUGGGGCUACGAGGUUGCCAACAGCCGCCGGGGCGGCGAGCCCCUCAAAUGGUUCAAGCUCCUGCUGCAGAACCAGAGUGGGGCGUCGAGGUCGGUGCGUAAUGAGCGGCCGCCUGCGAUUCAGCCGCGCUCCUCGUAUCGCAAUGCGGGACUGGAGGCCUUGGUCGGUGGGCUCUCGUUGAUGGCUGUGGUAGCCGAUGCGACGGCGCCCAUGGAGACGCCCGAGAGGAAGACGGCGUUGCAGCUCGAGGAUCUUCACAUGCAGCCGGUCACGGUGGUCGCAGACUUCUUGAGAUCCGUCCGCGAAAUUACAAUAGCCAGCAUGGAGCGCACGUACGAGGUGCAGUGGGUGCGCAGGUCGAAGGUCGAGUAUAUCUUGACGGUGCCGGCAAUCUGGACAGAUACGGCAAAGAGCCAUAUGAUAAAGGCGGCGGAGGAUGCGGGCUUUGGGGCGCAUCGCGUCGAUUUCCAUCUGGUAUCUGAGCCGGAGAGCGCGGCGUCUUAUACCCUCAAGGCUAUCCAGCCAAAUAACCUCAAUCGUGGAGAUGUCUUCAUUAUCUGUGAUGCUGGUGGUGGAACAGUAGACUUGAUAUCUUACCGAAUCAAAGAUCUGAACCCAUUACGACUGGACGAGUGCGUGAGCGGCACGGGUGGUAUGUGCGGCUCCGUCUUCUUGGAUGAAGGGUUCGAACGGUACAUUAGAGGUGUUGUCGGUAACAGAGUUAUCGAUGCGAUGAAGCCGCGAUCGAAAAGCGCGAUGAUGCGAACAUGGGAGGAGAGGGUCAAGUUCAGAUUCGGAAACAGUUCGACAGAACUGGAGGUCAAUCUUCCAGGUGUUCCGGACAACAGGGCGAAGAGAAUCGAAGAGAGUUUCCACACUAUGGAAGAAGAAGAUGUGAGGACAAUCUUCGAUCCGGUUGUCGACCGCAUCGUUACGCUGGUGAAGGACCAGGUCAGGGAUGUAGAGAGGAAGGGGGAGGCCGUCAAGGCAAUUCUUCUCGUCGGUGGAUUCGGGUCCUCGGAAUACCUCCUAAAGCGACUUCAAGGCGCGCGGUAUGGACAGGGAGAUAAGAUCCUUCAGGUCCUCCAGCCAAUGAACGCACGGAGUGCCAUCGCUCGCGGUGCACUUCUGCGAGGUCUCGACGGCUCAAUCGUCAAGGAACGGCGAGCACGACGGUAUUAUGGAUGUGUGUCCUGCAGCCCUUACUACGCCGGCAACGGUCUGGAGGACCACAAGUACUGGGACAGCUCGGAUGAGAUGUACAUGGUAGAUGGACAUCUCAACUGGUACAUUGAGAAGAAUAUGGUUCUCGGAAACACAGUGUUCGUGUCGCUGCCAUUCUACCGCACCGUUCCCGUUCCCGCAAUCCGGGGAAUGGCGCCGUACAUGACGUUCCACGACGAGCUGGUGCUUUGCGACCUCGACAACGCGCCGGACUACCAGUGGAAGAACGUGGAAGCCAUCCGAAGACUCGUCUCGCUGCGCUCGGAUCUGUCAAGUAUCCCGACCGAAAAGUUCCCGGUGCGGACGAAUAGCAUGGGCGAGCGGUACUACCGUGUCGAGUACGAACUAAGGCUUUCGCUCGUCGACGAGGUGAUGCAUUUCGAGCUGGUGCUCGAUAAUACCGUCUGCGGCGUGGUCACGGCUAGGUUCGAAUGAGCGGAAUGGUUGCUGGUGGUUACAUGGGUUGGGGUUUCCUGGGUUUUGUGGGAUAUUUGCUUUGCCAGCGGUUUGUAGUUUGGGGUUUCGAUGUUGAAUUUGUUUCUAUUUGUUCUACUGGUUGGAGGAAGGAUGUCGAUAUCUGCGAAUGGGCCCCGAAGAAUAAAUUGAAUUGAGGCCGUUCCAAUGCUCAAUCGGAUCCUCCGGUGGCGAUGAA